ACCGUUUCCUCCCUCCUCCUCCUGGGAGAAUGAAAACAGAUCAGAACCUCAAACCAAUCCUUGCACUGGCAGGAACUCAAAAGGUAGACUUGGGAGGGGUUGGAGGAAGAUAUAAAGGCUGGUAGCUGGAGACACAGAGCAACACUGGAGACACUCAAGGGGAGGAGGAAUUAGAGACACCAAAACAUGAAGAUGAACCUGAAACUUCUUUUUUGCCCUGGAUUCCUUCUGCUGCUUAUUGUCAGUCAAAACCAGGCAAGGGCCAGGCCCAUUUCCAGCUUACAGAGUCUGUCCAAACUGUUAGAUGAGGACCUGGAGCAUGCCCUGGUCUCAGAAGAGAGAGACCGUGAGCAAGACGACAGGAUCCCAACAGGUGCCUUCAAUCAGCAAGAUGCUGAAUUCCAGUGGACCCAAAGCACCAGGGACCAGCCUGAGAGCAUGUCCAUGGGUGACAGUGGUGUCCAGAGGUUCCUCAGCAACCUCUUAAGUUUACCCCGUAGAUACCAAGGCAGAAGCAAGAAGGGCCUCUCCAGGAGCUGCUUUGGUGUCAAGCUGGACAGAAUUGGGUCACUGAGUGGACUGGGAUGCUAACGGCUUCCUAUGGUAAGAGAAAGCCAGAGGCAGGUGGUCUGUGUGUUCAUGUAUAACUUGCAUAAAUAUGCAGGUGAGCAGAUUUAAUUCAUGGAAAUGGUCCUUUAAAGUAACUUUUACCCUCCUAUCGCAAACAUAGUUUACUAAUUUUACCCUCCUCAGAAUUCAGUUAUCAGAUGUAUACUUAAAACCUGUGAAUGCCACAUCUCUGCCUUACCUGCUUCACUCCUUUCUCCAAGU
Molecule: messenger RNA, 831 nt
Organism: Phalacrocorax carbo (great cormorant)
Lineage: Eukaryota; Metazoa; Chordata; Aves; Suliformes; Phalacrocoracidae
Source: RefSeq, a predicted model, not a curated record